ACCUACAACCGUAUAUCAAAUAUCACUGAUCGUAAACCUCCAUUGAAUUUACUCUGUGCUUCGAUCGCGUCAAUGGCGGAGCACCCACAGUCGCAGCAUGUUGGCCAACAGCCACGAUCCCACCAAGUAGUGAAGGCAGCCACUGCAGUCACUGCCGGUGGAUCUCUUCUAGUUCUCUCCGGUUUGACCCUUGCUGGUACGGUCAUUGCACUGACCGUAGCCACUCCAUUGCUGGUCAUAUUCAGUCCGGUUCUUGUUCCUGCGGUUAUCACAGUUUGUUUGAUAAUCACAGGGUUUUUAGCCUCAGGCGGUUUUGGCGUCGCUGCCAUUUCUGUCUUGUCCUGGAUUUAUAGGUAUGUUACUGGAAAGCAUCCACCAGGAGCAGAAAGUCUGGACCAGGCACGCUUAAAGUUGGCGGGAAAGGCAAGAGAGAUGAAGGACAGAGCUGAGCAGUUUGGACAGCAUGUAACAGGUCAACAGACUUAAAAGAGAAGUGGGUUUUGGUGGUUGAUGCAGAGAACAUAAAAUGGCUUUGAUAUAUAUAUAAAAAUAUAUGAGUCCUUUAAUUAACAUGGAAGGCCAUUGCUUGUCUGGUGUAUUUCUUUUUUCGCUUAAAUCUUUUUGUUUCUUCUAUGUAAUUUGUUAACGGGUCUUCCCUCUUUUGAGAGCUGUCUAAAAUAAUUUUCUUGUCAUGUGUUGAAGGUCUCUGUAAUCAAGUCUUACUUUGUUUGUUGAUGAAUUUGAUGUUUCCAUACUUUUUGGUUUUAA
Messenger RNA from Jatropha curcas, 768 nucleotides. Its product is annotated as oleosin 1-like. Gene Ontology annotation, cellular component: membrane; extracellular region; monolayer-surrounded lipid storage body. Gene Ontology annotation, biological process: lipid storage; sexual reproduction. Lineage: Eukaryota; Viridiplantae; Streptophyta; Magnoliopsida; Malpighiales; Euphorbiaceae. The record is from RefSeq and is marked provisional.